AGCAGUUGAUGUUGUUUACUUUACUUCAGUCGACCAUCGGACAUCGUUGUGAACGCACGUGCUGUGCUACAAACGCGCGAGUUAGAAAAAAAAAGUGAUCGGUGAUAAACAAAAAUAUGGAAUUAAAUUUCGUAACAACAUUAAUAAAACACGAUGUGAAUCAUAAUGUGAAACAGUGCUUUAAAUCUAAAAAACCAUUCAUAACGCGAAAAGAAGAAGUGAUGGCUAUCAAAAAUAAAUUUCCCACCAAAAUACCGUUAAUCGUCGAAAGAUCACACAAGGAAAGAAAUUUGCCAGCUUUAGACAAAACCAAAUUUCUCGUACCAGAAGAUAUUACAAUGUCACAAUUCCUAGUCAUUAUAAGAAACAGAAUAAGGAUUAAACCGAAUCAGGCACUUUACUUGAUAAUCAACAACAGAUCGAUGCUAAGCAUGAGCCUGACCAUGGCCCAGGCUUAUGAAAACUUUGGCGAUGAAGACGGCUUCCUUUAUAUCACUUACGCCUCGCAAGAAGUCUUUGGAUACCAUGACGAUAUGACGGGUCCCAGUCAGGAAGUUGAGGCGAUUAGACACCGCUUCCCAAAUAAAAUACCGUUGUUCGUGGAACGAUAUUCUCGUGAGAAAGAGGUGCCCGCGCUCGGCAGGAACAAGUUCCUAGUGCCACAGGAACUCACCAUGUCCCAGUUCCUUUAUAUCAUACGAACCAAGAUGAAGUUGAGGGAUUCUCAGGCGCUAUAUCUAUUGGUGAACGACAAAGUUUUGGUGAGCCAUAGCAUGACGAUGGCGCAGGCGUAUCAACAGUUCCGUGGCAACGAUGGCUUCCUCCGCAUCACGUACGCAGCACAGCAAGUAUUUGGUUAAUAAUGUAAAUUUCGCAAUCCAGUUCAGUGGUAAUACUGGUGAUUCCUAAAGCUAAUGAAGACUGAUAGUAUUUUAUAUUGUGUUAAUAUUAAGAAUAUAGGAUUUUUUAA
Papilio xuthus (Asian swallowtail) is the source of this 970-nucleotide messenger RNA. RefSeq lists its product as uncharacterized. The transcript is spliced from 8 exons. The record is from RefSeq and is a predicted model, not a curated record. Lineage: Eukaryota; Metazoa; Arthropoda; Insecta; Lepidoptera; Papilionidae. The coding region runs from base 117 to 860 and encodes 247 amino acids.